UUUCAGUUAGAUGAUCUAAAACCCCAUAUGGGAAACCAUCUUCUGCACCUUCUUGGUUUUCUUCUUCUUUUCCUAACAGCACCAUUGGUUGCAUCUGCGCAGGCUACUAAUUCUAGUAGUAAUAGAAACAUCACUCUUGGGUCGUCCAUUGUUGCAUCAGUUAAUUCUCUAGCAUGGCAAUCACCUUCUGGUGACUUUGCCUUUGGCUUUCAUCAAAUAGAAGGUCAAAAACUGUACUUGCUUGCUAUCUGGUUCGACAAAAUACCAAACAAAACAUUGGUUUGGUAUGCAAAUGGAGAUAAGCUAGCCCCAGAAGGAUCUAAACUUGAGCUUAAAACAGAUGGUGAACUCAUUCUUGAGAAUCCAGAUGGUAAAGUCCUCUGGAGACCAAGUCUUAUUAGAGACAUAGGCGUUUCUUAUGCUUCGUUGUUGGAUACAGGGAAUUUCAUCCUUGCUAGCAGCGAUUCUAGUCUUGUGUGGCAAAGUUUUGACCACCCUUGUGAUACAAUCUUGCCUACACAAAUAAUUGACACUAAAAAGUCACUGUCUUCUAGGACAGCAGAGAAUAACUUCUCGAGGGGGCACUUUGAGCUUCGUUUGAUACCCGAUGGCAAUCUUGUGCUCAACACCUUUGCACUGCCAACAGGAAAUGCAUACGAGGCAUACUUUUGGAGCCACACGGUUGAUACAAAAUAUCCUAAUGUGACGGGAAACAGGCUAAUCUUUAAUGAGUCUGGUUACCUUUAUAUUAUUAUGACCAGCAGUAGGAUUGUGAAUAUAACUUCUGGAAAUAUUGUUCCAGCAAGAAACUACUAUUACAGGGUUAUUCUUGAAUAUGAUGGUGUGUUAACUCAAUAUGCUCAUCCCAGGGUGCCAAAAAACGGAAAGUGGGAGGGGAGCUGGUUCACAGUUUGGUCUAAACCAGAUGAUAUCUGCUCAGCCAUUCAGGGUCAAUUUGGUCUAGGAACUUGUGGUUUCAAUAGCUAUUGCAUGCUUAACUCAAAUGGAAGGCCAAAUUGUAAGUGUCUUCCCGGAUUUAACUUUUCUGAUCCAAGCAAUGAGUUCAAGGGUUGUGAACGCGAUCCAAUCCAAAGAUGCAAUUUGGAUGAUACUAAUCCGGAAGAUCUGUAUGAUAUGUACCCUUUAGAUAACAUAUUUUGGCCUAAUUCUGCAAACUAUGAGGUAAUGGAGUCCCUUAAUCAAGAUCAAUGCCGGAACUCUUGUUUGUAUGACUGUAAUUGUGUGGUUGCAGUAGAAAAAUCGGGAACCUGUCAUAAAAAGAAGAUGCCAGUUUCUAAUGGAAGGAGGGAAGAGGUUGACGGCAAGGGUUUUGUUAAAGUGUUGAUAUCUAGUAUCCCCUCCGGUGAUUUCCCAUAUUCACCAUCAGAAAGGGGAAAUGGGAAGAAAGAUAAGUCAGCAUUUUCCAUCUUGGGAUCAGUUCUCCUUGGCACCUCUGCCUUUUUCAACUUUGCUUUUUUGGCAUUUACUGCAGAAGACCACGAUGUGUUGGUUCAUCAAGCAUCCCCGAGACAAAUUUGA
Nicotiana tabacum (common tobacco) is the source of this 1539-nucleotide messenger RNA. Its product is annotated as G-type lectin S-receptor-like serine/threonine-protein kinase LECRK3. The record is from RefSeq and is a predicted model, not a curated record. NCBI's taxonomy places the organism in Eukaryota, Viridiplantae, Streptophyta, Magnoliopsida, Solanales, Solanaceae. Gene Ontology annotation, biological process: recognition of pollen.